This is a messenger RNA of Amphiprion ocellaris (clown anemonefish), 466 nucleotides long. Its product is annotated as MIEF1 upstream open reading frame protein-like. NCBI's taxonomy places the organism in Eukaryota, Metazoa, Chordata, Actinopteri, Pomacentridae. Bases 149 to 361 code for a protein of 70 amino acids. The transcript has 3 exons. The record is from RefSeq and is a predicted model, not a curated record.
UAGUAUGUCAGCAGUAGACUCGUUUUGAUAUGUUUCCGGUUGUCAUUGUGGAACGUUACCCCCGGCUUGAGCACAGAGCUCUCUUUCUGAGAAAAAAAGAUCUCUGAAACGUUCCAGGGUGUCCCCCCCUCUCCAUGUGUGAUCCCUAAUGGGCUGCUGGUCUCGCAGCGCUGUGCUGGAGCUCUAUAGAGCACUGCUCCGUGCAGGACGUCACCUUCAGUACACUGAUCGGGAUUACUAUCGUCAGGCUGUAGCUCGCGAGUUUCGCCGCAGCCGUGCCUUGACGGUGCCUAAAGAUAAGGAGGACGCACUGAAGAGGGGUCAGUUCUUCCUCAGCAGUAGACUGGGUGGGCUCAUGUAGAAGGAAGGGAUCACAGGCCAUUUGGAGGUGGUUUACAGGUCAUCUUGAGGUGCAUCUCCCAGUGGCAGGAUGGCGGGGGUGAAUGGAGACCAUAAAGGAAAGAAA